AUGCAGCUCACGGACGUGAAGGGCGACUGCUUGAACGUCACGCCGCAGGCCGAGUACGAGGAGGCGUGUCGCGUGCUUUCGCCAGCUGCGGCUAGCACCACGUCGAUGCACUUUGAAGCCGUAAUCCGCUCGGCCGUCGCGUUCCAAAAGAAUGUUGCCGACCUGAUUAUCAAGGUCAUUAAGAAGCUUGUGGAGACGCUGAAUGUAGCCAUGAGCAAGCUCAAGCACGAGGCGUAG
Molecule: messenger RNA, 237 nt
Organism: Peronospora matthiolae
Lineage: Eukaryota; Oomycota; Peronosporomycetes; Peronosporales; Peronosporaceae
Source: the annotation of a GenBank genome assembly